Molecule: messenger RNA, 1684 nt
Organism: Populus euphratica (Euphrates poplar)
Lineage: Eukaryota; Viridiplantae; Streptophyta; Magnoliopsida; Malpighiales; Salicaceae
Product: acyl-CoA
Exons: 12
Coding region: 98-1507 (469 amino acids)
Source: RefSeq, a predicted model, not a curated record
GCGCUGCAACUGGCAACGUGGAUGAAGUUAUUACUGAUUUCUCUCUCUCUAUUUUCUCCGGGUUUCAGAAAGAGAGAGAGCCAAGAAUUUUGUGGCCAUGGCAGCAGUAGUAAUGAGCUACUACUGCAAGCCUUCGCCAUUUCUGGGCCACUUCCCAUCUUACCGUGCAAAAUCAUCAUCCAGACAGGUUGCGGGGACUGCAGUUCAGGAAUCUAAAAUCAGUGCACUGUUUUGGGGAUCGAAGAAGUCUGUGCAGCCAAAAGAAUUGGAUGUUUCAGUUUCACUACAAGAUUCCAUUCUAACAGGGGGUGGUUUGGAAAAACAAGUAACACCUAAGAGGAUUUCACUUUCCAUCAUUUCUUCAAUCUCAGAAGUUUCGUCGCAUGAAUGGGAUGCCUGCAAUUUGGACGCUACUGGCCCUGAAAAGUUUAAUCCAUUUCUUACCCAUGGUUUUCUUUCAAGCUUAGAAGAGUCACGCUCCGCAGUUAAGGAGACUGGAUGGAUGCCUAGCCACAUUGUUGCUAAGGAUGACUCUGAUAAUGUUUUGGGUGUUGUUCCACUCUAUCUUAAAAGCCAUUCCUAUGGCGAAUUUGUUUUUGACCAUUCUUGGGCUGAUGCCUACUAUGGUUUCGGAUCAAGGUAUUAUCCAAAGUUUCAGUGUUGUGUGCCUUUCACUCCAGUAACUGGUCCAAGGAUUCUGGUUCGGAAUACCCCCUUCAGAGAUCAACUUUUCGAUGUUCUAGUCUCUUCCCUGAAGGAUCUGGCAGCCAAGUCCAAGGUCUCAUCACUGCACAUCACCUUCCCCACUGAAAAAGAGUGGCACAUGCUGAAGGAAAAGGGAUUUCUGCAGAGGAUUGGAAUGCAGUAUCACUGGAAAAAUCGUAACUAUAAAAAUUUUGAUGAAUUCUUGAUGGAUAUGAAGCAAAGUAAAAGAAAAAAUAUUCGUCAAGAGCGCAAAAAGGUUUCUACUCAAAACUUGAAUAUGAAACGUCUUCGGGGUUAUGAAAUAAAGGCUAGGCAUUGGGAUACCUUCUAUAGCUUCUACAGGAACACGACUGAUAACAAGUGGGGUACUCCUUAUCUCACAAGGGAUUUUUUUCACAACAUGGGGUCAAAGAUGGGAGAUCAGGUGCUGCUUGUUGUUGCUGAAGAAGGGGAUGAGCUUGUUGCUGGAGCUCUUAACAUUAUUGGUGGAGAUACUCUAUUUGGACGUCUAUGGGGAUGUCAUCCAAAAGCCUACUAUCCAAGCUUGCAUUUUGAAGCAUGCUAUUACCAGGCAAUAGAGGCGGCCAUUGAACUUAACCUGAACACAGUAGAAGCAGGAGCUCAGGGUGAGCAUAAAAUUCAGCGUGGUUACCUGCCUGUGUUAACUUAUAGCUGCCAUUACCUCAUUGAUGAGGCUUUCAGGCAAGCUAUAGAGGAAUUUCUAGUGCGGGAAUCAACUCAGGUUAAGCUUGUUAUGAAACUAAUUCACGAUUCCGGUCCCCUUAAGGAGGACUUAAAAUAGAAUCAAAAUGCAUUUAUGUUGUUGAAAAACUAGGAUAUCUUGCCUGCUUGUUUCCAUAAUCUCUGUAAAUAUAUUUAUGCACUUUUCUGCUCCCAAAAGUUCACCAUUAAGGGUCUCUACAUAAUCACAGGAAAUUAACAUGUCAAGGGUUUGGUGUUGUCAUUCCAACCACUAAAC